AUGUUCUCAGGAAUCUUAGCCAAUCAAGCGCCGCCUAAACAAACGGCGGCAGCAACUAUCGCCACAUUAUGUGACCGAUUGCUCCAUGCAACUUUGCUGGAGGAUCGUAGGGCUGCUGUUCAGGGACUCAGGAGUUUCACCAGAGAGUACAGGGAAUCAGUUGCGUCAGGGGGGUUGCGAGGGCUCAUCGGGACCCUUGCCAAGGAUAUUGAAGAUGUCGACACCGUAAAAGUUGUUCUCGAAACGCUCAUCAAUCUAUUUGCCAGCGAUAGUCAGAACUCCGAUACACCCGACGAUAUCGCCCUUUGGCUCACAGACGAGUUUACCCAGAAACAAGAAAACAUCAAUCUUCUUAUCGAUUUACUAGACAAGAGCGACUUUUAUGAACGCCUUUACGCCCUGAGAAUCUUAGUCGCACUUCUCAGAAACAGGCCGGACCGAGCUCGUGAUUGCAUUUACACCGCCCCUGCAGGCAUUGAAAGGCUAAUCGCGACCCUAGACGACGGAAGGGAGAUAAUCCGAAACGAGGGGGUCCAGCUCUUGAUCGCUCUGACAGAGGAUCAUGUGGAAAUUCAGAAGUUGGUUGGAAACCUAGGCGCCUUCGAAAAGACCUUUAGGAUCAUUGCUCUCGAGGGGGGGCUAGCUGGAGGUUACCUGGUCCAAGAUUGCCUGCGACUACUCACAAAUCUCCUUGCCUUCAAUGUUUCCAAUCAAAAUUAUUUCCGGGAGACAAGCGUACCCGAGCUUGUCAAGUUGUUCGGGGAUGAUAUGACUGCUCAUGACAGCCCCUCAGAAAGUUCAAUGAAAAAUAUCGUCAAUCUUCUAAAUCUAUGCAAGGUCUUUGUCACAUUCACCGGCCUCGCGACAGAAAGGAACCAGAGCGCUUUCUGGAAAGCAAAACUGACUCGUAGGAUCAUCGACCUGGCAUUUUCCCCAGCAUUAGUGCCCGAAGUCAGAGCAGAGGCUCUCUCCACGAUCGGUGAUAUGAUACGGGGUAACCCGAUCAUACAAGAGGGCUUUGCGAUGGAGCAAGUCAACGCCUUAACCCUUCCAGGCUAUGCUAGUUGGGAACCCGCUACAAAGGGAGAGGAGCCUACCGCCUAUAUUAUAGACGCUUUGUUGGAUCUAGCCCUCCUUGAUAGUGACUUCUCGGCUUUUAAUCUCAGGAUGGCUGCUGUCAGUUGCAUUGAGGGCUACGUAGCUAACAAUCCAGCAACCCUUCUGCACUUCUUAGACAGAGCGGUAAUGGGGUUUGCUAGCGGGGAAGAGCUAGAUAGUGACUCUCGGGCCGAUCCCUACCGGACUUGGUUCUCUGGGGCUAUUUUCAUGACCCUCAUUUCCGAAAACCAGGAGGCUCGAGAUAUCGCCAUGAAGUUAACCAGCGGUGAUGUCGAGUCUGGAGAGGAAGUAGUAACCGCCAUACAAACAUUUUCUGGAAACCUAGUUGCCGCGCUGGACCACAGCCUAGAUCCAAGAAUAUGUUUAACAUUCUUGAUGGCUCUGUCCGUCUGGCUUUACGAGAACCCACUCGCUGUCAAUGACUUUUUAAACGAAGGCGCAACAAUUGAGAGUUUGUUGAGGAUAGUCAAUGACCAGAGCAAUAAGGAUGUGCUUCUACAAGGCAUGUGUACGUUUUUAAUCGGCGUGGUGUACGAGUUUAGCAGUGCAGACUCACCUCUGUCUCGGGAUGCUCUCAAGGAUCGUAUCGUGGCCCGAAUAAAGAAAGACCAGUACUUCUACAAGCUUCACAAACUUAGACAACACCCUGCAGUCCGGGACUUUGAAGUCACAGCGAACUUACCUCAUGGAAAGGGACUCCCCAACGUCUAUUUUACAAACGGUUUUAUCGAGUUCUUCAAAGAUAAUUAUAGCCACAUAUUAAGAUCCUACCCCGGAGAACCGUUAGGGCAUCAUGCAAACGGGGCACCUAAUACGGGGUCUAUGGAAUUACUCCGAACUGCAACUACCCAAUUGGAAGCCAAGGAGGAGGAGCUCAUCGCACUGCAAGAUGCCCAUACGAAGCUCAAGCACCAGCUAGCUCAAGAGCAAGAGGAUUCCAGACGGUUCAAAGAUCUCACGGUCCAAAGGAUUAAAGAUGUUGCUGCCCGUGAAAUUGCAAACGCAAGGGAUGAAGCACAGCACACCCAAGAACAAGCGGAAGCUGACAUAGCAGCGGAGCGGGAGGCACACCGCUCUGAAAUGCAAGAAUUAACUCUGCGAACCGACGCUGCUUUAAGAGAAUCUCGGGCUGCAACCGAUAAAGUUAUGAAGGAGACCUCUGUUGUCAUUUCGAGAUUAGAGGCGCGUAUCUCUCAGCUAGAAACAGAACUCAGCGUCCUCCGGGACGAAAAGGCCGCGCAUAUCUCUCACCUUGAACAGCAAUUAAGGGCUCUCCACGAUGAAAAGGAAACCAAUGUUUCCCAACUCGAGAAAGGGCUGGGCGCUCUUCGCGACGAAAAGGCUGGUCUGGAGAAACAAACAAACGACAUGAAGGGUACGAUUUUAAAAUUGGAAUCGCAACUAAACGACCAGUUUGACAACUCGAAGAAACAACAGUCCCGCCAUGAGUCAGAACUUGAAGUUCAAAGAAAAUCUUCAGAAAAGAAAAUCGCAGAUAUUAAGAAGGAGUUGGAAGAACGACUUCUAGCAGCCACCAAGUCUGCUAGUGAGUCGAAAAAACGCGCGGAGAAGGCUGAAGCCGAAGUAGCAAAUGUGAAGGAAACAGCUGAGAAGGAAAGCAAAGAAGCUGAAGAAAGCGCGGCGGCUACGCAAGGGGAGCUAGACGACCUUAUGUUAAUUAUGGCAGAUCUUGAAGAAAACGUGAAGAAAUAUAAGCUCCGACUAAAGAAGCUGGGUGAGGAAGUAACAGAUGACGAAGGUGAUGAGGAGGAUGAGGAUGAGGACAAGUAG
Orbilia oligospora ATCC 24927 is the source of this 2910-nucleotide messenger RNA. RefSeq lists its product as uncharacterized. Bases 1 to 2910 code for a protein of 969 amino acids. The record is from RefSeq and is a predicted model, not a curated record. NCBI's taxonomy places the organism in Eukaryota, Fungi, Ascomycota, Orbiliomycetes, Orbiliales, Orbiliaceae. Gene Ontology annotation, cellular component: endoplasmic reticulum; Golgi stack; Golgi membrane. The transcript is spliced from 12 exons. Gene Ontology annotation, biological process: endoplasmic reticulum to Golgi vesicle-mediated transport; transcytosis; intracellular protein transport.